This is a messenger RNA of Parnassius apollo (apollo), 1101 nucleotides long. NCBI's taxonomy places the organism in Eukaryota, Metazoa, Arthropoda, Insecta, Lepidoptera, Papilionidae. The record is from the annotation of a GenBank genome assembly.
AUGACAUUUGGCGCUUGUAAUGUGCGCACACUUCUUGACCGUGAAGAAAAUGCCUGCCCUGAGCGGAAAACUGCCAUCGUAGCUCGGGAACUAAGCCGAUAUAAUAUUGAUGUGGCUGCACUCAGCGAAACACACCUCCCCGAUGAAGGAGAGCUGGUAGAAUACGGCGGCGGGUAUACUUUCUUAUGGAAAGGACUCGCUUCCUCAGAGCCGCGAAGGUCUGGUGUAGGCUUUGCUGUCAAGAACUACCUUGCUGCUCAACUACAAGAAUACCCCGUACACAUCUCGGACCGCAUUACCACAUUGCGCCUUUACAUGGGACGUGAAAACUAUCUUAAUGUCAUCCGUGUCUAUACCCCUACGCUAGACAAGUCUGAUGAAAUUAAGGACAAUUUUUAUGAAGAAUUGACGCGGUGCAUAGAUCGUAUCCGUCCAAGGGAGCAAAUCCUUCUCUUGGGCGACUUUAGUCCCCGAGUAGGACGAGAUUAUGACGCCUGGCCUAAAGUUCUGGGCAGACAUGGUGUUGGUAAAAUGAACAGCAGCGGCCGACUGUUGCUUAGUUUUUGUGCACAAUUAGAUCUUGCAAUUACAAAUACUAUGUUCAGAUUACCUGCCAACUACAAAGCAACGUGGAUGCACCCCAGAUCGAAGCAUUGGCACCUUAUCGAUUAUGCUAUCGUGCGUCAAAAAGACAUCUCUCAAGUCCUAGUCACCCGUGUCAUGCGUGGUACUCACUGUUGGACUGAUCACAGGCUUGUUGUUAUUAAAUUAAGUCUUCGUCUUCCACGUCCUUGUAGAUCUGAAAGAUCUAAACAGAUACGUCUGAACCUUGAACGACUCCAAGAUACUAACACGAGGGCUAAAUAUGCCGAAACCUUGAGCACUGAUCUGCAGCCCCUCGAUCUAAAAUCAGGUGAGAUCAAUACUGUCUGGGAGUCUCUAUCUUCUCAUCUUCUCGACACUGCUAAAUCUACUUUAGGUUUGAGAGUUCGAAAACAUGAGGACUGGUUUGAUGAUAAUGAUGGGGUACUUACGGACGCUAUUGAUAAACACCGUAAGCUCCUAAAGCAGCACAGUAGAACAUCAGAGUGGAAGUGUUAA